Messenger RNA from Athalia rosae (coleseed sawfly), 2905 nucleotides. Its product is annotated as chymotrypsin-2-like. Gene Ontology annotation, molecular function: serine-type endopeptidase activity. Lineage: Eukaryota; Metazoa; Arthropoda; Insecta; Hymenoptera; Athaliidae. Bases 943 to 1740 code for a protein of 265 amino acids. Gene Ontology annotation, biological process: proteolysis. The record is from RefSeq and is a predicted model, not a curated record. The transcript is spliced from 6 exons.
UUUAAUAUGCUUUUCUUACGUAUUUUGACCUCAGGAAUCCCUAUUCAUAGGCUGAAUUGAUCUAUCUAUGAAAUUGAUCGAAUUAUCGCCAAUUUUGUGGUUUUCCGAGCAGAAAAAUUGCGAUAUCUUUGUGCGUAAUUGAAAGAUGAUUACUUGGUCGACGUAAAGCGAUUUUCUCAUUGGCACUCCUAGCGGGAGUAUCAGCUUUUCGAGUUAUAUCCAAUUAAUAAUGCAGAGGGCGAGUAAAAGUGGAAAAUCGAAUAAUCUUUGGCCAACCGAACAAGCUGCGGGGUCUACGUUCCGCACGUACGGAGAUUUAUCAAGGUUAUCGCUACGAACGUGACCGCCAUUAUUUUGCAUUUUCAAGCAUUUAAUAUCUAGCCCUAAAUUCAAAUUCUCAAGGCGGCACCAUAUAUCUAUGGCGGCACACAUGCAGGAGUCGUAUACUCAAAAGAUUCGCUCUAUCACACCACGUGUAUAACACCACCAACUGCGAAGGCAAUCGAGGAUAAACACGGAUAUAAUUCAUCCUGAGAACCCCAUUCGAGUACCGAUGUAACCGAGCACGUAAAUUGUGUGUAUCUAUCCGUGUAUACGUACGCAAACGUUACACAUGUCACGCGGUAGUACAUGAAUCCAUAUAAAUACAUGAGGCAUUUGCAGUUCGGAGCAUUCAAGUUCGAAGCCAAGCAAACGUUCCCAUGGGUGCAGUUCGCGACAUACCCUAAAACUAUAGAUACGACCCUAUAUUCCGGCACCACGUGGUGCUGAUCGUCCAACUAAACUGUAAACUCCUGUUGGAUUAAACUUGGAAGCUCGAGGUAUAGAUAAUACCUGUAGAUACAGAAGCCCUGGAUCGUUUGGUCGAGCGAUCGCACCCCACGCGGUACCCGGAUUCGCUGAGCUUUUGAUCGUAUCGAGUUAUUAAUCGCGUACAUCAACAUGCGGCUGCGGGUGCGGCCACUCCGCGCCAUCGUGGUCCUCGUCAUCUUGCACCAGGGGAUAUACGCGUCGACUACAGCUGAGGCAACGGAGGAGCAAGACGAGGUGAAGAUCGUGGGCGGAAUUCCUGCCAAAGCCGGACAAUUUCCUUACCAAGUGUCCCUCCGGACAAAGGACAACAAGCACUUUUGCGGCGGGUCCAUCCUGAACGAACGUUGGAUCCUCACAGCGGCGCAUUGUCUCGCAGGAUCGAACGACGAUAGCGUCGCAGUCGUCGUCGGAACAACGACAUUGGACAGCGGUGGCGACUCUUACAAGUCGCUCAAAGUAAUCCCCCAUCCGGAUUACAGCCAAUUUUUGAUACGCGACGACAUUGGUUUGAUCGAAGUCGAAAAACCCAUAGUUUACGGUGACAACGUGAAGCCCGUAGUUCUUCCUACGGAAGACUUCAAUAAAACCGAUUACCCUGCAGUACUGUCUGGCUGGGGUACGUUAUCGUACCCAGGAAAAACGCCCAACGAACUUCAACACAUAACUCUGAGCGUCAUCGACCAAAACGAAUGUCUGAACACGAGUUUCCGCGUAACAAACAGCAACAUCUGCACACUGAAUAAAAAAGGCGAGGGAGCUUGUCACGGCGACUCUGGAGGACCACUUCACUCGGACGGGGUUCAAAUCGGUGUUGUCUCCUGGGGAACACCGUGCGCACGAGGAAAACCAGACGUUUUUACCCGCGUGUUCAGUUAUCGUGAUUGGAUAACGAGCUUUGCAAAUGUUACGGAAAACUUGAAUUUGUAAAAAUCAUUGGCCAAAAGUCCUCAGACCCUUUCCACCCCUGAAAAAGUUCUGAUUGCAUCGCUAAUAAAAUUUUGAAUGAAUCAAUAAAACUCGCAAAAAAUUAAUCAUGCCCCGAAACGGCGAAAAGAAGAAAUUUGGAUCGGCCUAUGUUGAGACUGCACGAUACUACGUUGAGAGCGAAUUGUAUAGAUAUUAAUUUCUCAAGUUUGAAGUAGAAGUGCGCAGCUCGAUGAAGUUCCAAAAUCAAAUCGAGAUUAAAAAAAAGUCUCGAGAUAGCAAAUUCUGACGCUUGACGUUAUCCGGUUUUUUUUUUUUUUUCUUUUUACAUCACCCUGCUACCAAACCGUAUCUAACUGACCUCUUUGCACGAAGGUGAACGUCAUCUCCCGAGCUCAAUGCAAAUCUGCAGGUAGGCGAGUCACAGAUAAGAACACCCUUUACUAAAGUCGCACAAGGCACAAGUAUUCAGAGCUGGUGAAUUUAGCUAUCUUGUUGUUAGCUAGAUGGAAGGAUACACCGGUUAAUCGAUGGGACGAUCGCGCGUAUUUCGUCCAUCGGCGUUUGAACGAAUGACUUUGAUCAUGAUGAAAUGAUUGUGUACAAUUUUUGGAGACUGUUAAACGCACGAAUCAAAUUUGAAACUGAUCGUCGAAAUGACCAGAGAACGUUGACGGAGUUAAACUUUACUCGCAUACGUACUUUAGCUCGUGAAAAAUUGAGUCUUGAGAAAUUGAGAAAUUGAUAGUUCGGCAAUAACGGUUUAUCUGGGAGUAAGAUAAAAUCAGAACAUGUUACUGGACUGAUUGAGCAUUUUCAUAUCGCUAAUGGAACAGGUAUCUAAAAUCGUGAAUCACUUACUUGCGCAGAUUCCUAAUAAUAUAAAUCAAAAUCAAAAUAAUUAAAUUCUGAUUAUCGAUCGUUGAUUGGAAAAUGAUUCACCAACGAUUCGAUUCAAGAUCCGCGGGUAUAAAUACAACAGAGAUUAUUCCGAGUCACACAACAGCCAUGUAUCGUAUUGCCUGUCUCGUCUUCGCCCUGGUGGCUGCCUGCUCCGGUACACCGUUUCCGGAAGGUAGAAUCGUAGGGGGUUCCGUAGCGUCGGAAAACCAGUUCCCGUAUCAAGCAUCCCUGCAAAUACAGAAGAGCCAUUUCUGCGGUGGUUCCA